This is a messenger RNA of Diachasma alloeum, 1524 nucleotides long. RefSeq names its product zinc finger BED domain-containing protein 4-like. The transcript has a single exon. Gene Ontology annotation, molecular function: protein dimerization activity. NCBI's taxonomy places the organism in Eukaryota, Metazoa, Arthropoda, Insecta, Hymenoptera, Braconidae. The record is from RefSeq and is a predicted model, not a curated record. Bases 1 to 1524 code for a protein of 507 amino acids.
AUGGGUGUUCUAGAAAAAUACAAGGUGGACGUCUCCAAUAUCUAUUCCUUCACUUCGGAUAAUGGAGCUAAUAUGGUGAAGCUGGGGAAGCUUCUAUUGGAGGACCAGACCGAGGAAGAAAUUGAAUCGGAGGACGAUGAGGACUGCAUAGAAGACCACGAGGAGGAUAAUAGUGAAGAUCUAUUGGUAGAUGAUCAGCCUUUAGGACUGGACGAGUCAGGCUUUUGCACCUUAGAUUGUGGAAACUCCGCGAUCCUAUCCAAUACUCGCUGUGCCGUCCACAGUCUUCAACUGGCGGUAGAUGAUGCUUUGAAAACUGAAAAGGUGUCAAAGCAUAUAAUAUCCAAAGCUCGAGCUACUGUUAAGGCUCUGCGAACACCUAACAUGAAGAAAGUAUUGCUCCGUUCCAAGCCAAAUGCCCGAAAACCUGUCCUGGAUAUAGUAACCCGUUGGCAUUCAACAGCGGAUAUGCUGUCAUCAUUACUGGAGCUGAAAGACUUUUGUCGGAAGAAUACAAAAGUCCAUAAGUCUCUCGAAUUGAAUGACAAGGAUUGGCAGUAUAUUGAGGAUUAUUUGAAAUCUUUGAUGCCUGCCAAAAUCGCCACAAAGUCUCUUCAGGCAGAUCAACUCACGCCUGGAUCUUUCUAUGGAAUCUGGAUAGAGUGCAAGUUGGAGACAUCAUUAGUGGGAACUAAUCUUGGAAAUGAACUAGUGAAGGCAAUGGAGAAAAGGGAAAAUGUAUUGAUGGACAAUGACGCUCUCUUGGCCUCGGUAUUCCUAGAUUGCCGAUUCAUGACACUUCUCUCAGAGGAACAUCGCUCACGAGCUAUCACAAAGUUGGAACAACUGUGGAGGAAACUGGAGGAACAGGUGAAGACAUCUAACUCUCUACAGCUUACGUCACCAGUGAGUAAUAAUUUGGAAAGCGGCCGACGUGCUGGAGAAAGUACUGCCUUCUCUGAAGGCUUCAAAAAUGAUCUUUUGCGUAAGAAACUGAGCGAAUCUCGAGCUAAACAAAGCUCAACUGCUCCAAGUACUUCCAGCAUCAGGCGCCUUUUAGAAGAAUUCGCAAGGUGUCCGGAAGAUCUGGAUCCAGCAGCAGAUAUUCUUCAGUACUGGGAAAGUAAGCGAUAUGCUAUGCCUCAAUUAUACCAACUGGCCACAAUUGCUCAUGCUGCACCAGCCACGCAAGUCAGCGUAGAACGCCUCUUCUCAGGACUUAGAUACAUAUUUUCCCCGUUGCGAGCGAAUUUGAAGCCACACAUCUUAGAUGAUAUAAUGGUCGUCCGAUGUAAUAGCCAAAAUACCAAAAGGGUCCAAGACAUCGCAAAGAAGGCUUCUGGUAAACGAUGGAUGAAGCUCAAUGAGGAAGAUAUGUCAUCGCCCGGAUCUUCAUGCUCAAGCACACCUAGUGCUGAGAAUGAAAAUAUUACCUUUGCAGCAGGUCUCCGGGACACCAAAGGCAAGUGUUCAGAGUCACUCACAACCACCUGUACCAAUGGUGCGCUCAAUUGCGUUCAAUGA